This is a messenger RNA of Erythranthe guttata (spotted monkey flower), 1263 nucleotides long. RefSeq lists its product as uncharacterized. Gene Ontology annotation, cellular component: endoplasmic reticulum membrane. Gene Ontology annotation, molecular function: fatty acid elongase activity. NCBI's taxonomy places the organism in Eukaryota, Viridiplantae, Streptophyta, Magnoliopsida, Lamiales, Phrymaceae. The record is from RefSeq and is a predicted model, not a curated record. Gene Ontology annotation, biological process: very long-chain fatty acid biosynthetic process; sphingolipid biosynthetic process; fatty acid elongation, polyunsaturated fatty acid.
AUAUUAUGCUCAAUUUUGAGCAAGUUAGGAGAUAAGAGAUGGAAUAUAUAAAUAAAUUAUUUAAAAAAAAAAAAAUUUGAAAAAAAGGAGGAGGAAUGGGUGAUACUUGGCCAAGAGAAAGCCAACACAUAUUUUAAAUUUUAAAUUUUAAAAAGCUACGUAAAUCAGAUUGUUGUUUAGAUUUGAUAGAUAGAUAGCUUUGUCAGAAUUCUCUUCUCGGCAGCGGCGCGUGAUGGACACUCUCUACACCACCGUCCACUAUUGGCUAGUCGACCACCCAAUAAUCAGCCAAUACGAAUGGAAGCCCAACCAAACCCCCGGCGCUUCCUUACUCUUCCUCACCGCCACCGUUCUCACCUACCUCACCCUCACUCUCUCUCUCCACCACUUCCCCGGCGGCGGCCUCCUCCCCACCCUCCCCUCCGCCGCCCUCCGCCUCAUCACCGCCGUCCACAGCCUCAUCCUCUGCCUCCUCUCCCUCCUCAUGGCCGUCGGCUGCACGCUCUCCGCCCUCCACCAAACCCCUCCCCACCACCCCACCUGGCCGAUCUGCUUCCCCGGCGGCGGCCAAACCCCGCCGCGGGGGCCGACGUUCUUCUGGGCACACGUGUUCUACUUCUCGAAGAUCCUGGAAUUCGCCGACACGCUGCUGAUCCUGGCGAGCGGGUCCCGCGCGAGGCGGCUGACGUUCCUCCACGUGUACCACCACGCGGUGGUGGUGGCGAUGUGCUACCUGUGGCUGGCGGCGCCGCAGUCGUUGUUCCCGGUGGCGCUUGUGACGAACGCGACGGUGCACGUGGCGAUGUACGCGUACUACCUGCUGUGCGCGCUCGGGAUCCGGCCGCGGUGGAAGAGGCUGGUCACGGAUUUCCAGAUCCUUCAGUUCGUGUUCAGCUUCGCGGUUUCGGGUUGGAUGCUCCGCCUCCAUUUUACCGGGUCGGGUUGCGAGGGGAUUCGGGCCUGGUGCUUCAAUGCGGGCUUCAACGCUUCCCUUUUGGCGCUGUUCGUUGACUUUCAUCUCAAGAAUUAUGCAAACAAGAAGAGAUUGUCUGUUCAAGAUAACAGCAAUCAUAAAAAAGCUUCUUAAUUUUCUUUUUAACAGAUGAGUUUAGCUUUCAAUUUUUUUUUUUUUAUUUUUCAAUUUUCUAUUUUUCGAUAAUUUCUCUAAACAAUUGAGAUCUCUUUUAUUUUGUGUUCUAGUCAAAUGUUAAUUGAUAAUUUUUAGUGAUAAUUACAGUUUUUGGGAUGUUUGCACCUUCUUCA